This is a messenger RNA of Colletotrichum phormii, 543 nucleotides long. RefSeq lists its product as uncharacterized. The record is from RefSeq and is a predicted model, not a curated record. The coding region runs from base 1 to 543 and encodes 180 amino acids. NCBI's taxonomy places the organism in Eukaryota, Fungi, Ascomycota, Sordariomycetes, Glomerellales, Glomerellaceae. The transcript is spliced from 4 exons.
AUGGCGGAUCUAGGCCAGCUCUCUCUACCUGAGAUCCAGGACGAUAUCCAUCAGUUAGGCAACAACGAGCCAAAUGUGCGGCCACUCCUAAAGGAUCCAGCCACGCAAAUAAGACUAUUCACCAUCUGGCCCGGAAGCCAAGGAAGUGCGGUUCAGGGGGAAUUCAGUGUGGCUACCCUCAACGACGAACCCGUCUACCAAUGCAUAUCGUAUGUUUGGGGCGACGCCUCUGAUACCAAACAUAUUUCGGCCGACGCGCUGUGCAUCAAUCAGGAUGACCACGAGGAGAAGCGCGUACAGGUCGACAUGAUGUUCGACGUUUACAGCAAAUGCAGCAAUUGCCUCCUGUGGUUGGCUGAGGUUGACCUCCUCGAAGGGGAGCUCAGCUUGGACGUUGCUCGCUAUGGCCUGGAAUUCAUCGAAUUCCUAGACUAUGCCAAAGCAGAAGAUGCUAGCUUUUCGACGGCUGAAGGUUUCAAGGAACUCGAUCUUACGAUUCGAAGCCUGGUGAAAUGCCAGUGGUGGCGGCGAGGCUUCUAUUGA